AUGAUUUCGAUGGUACAAACAUAGGUUGUCGGAUGCGACAUAUAAAGAAAGAUUAAAAUAGGUUAGCUCUAAAUAUCCGAGGUAAUUGUAAGAAAUGGCGGAUAAGGAUAAAUUAGACGAAUUAGAUUGGGUGAAGAUACGAGAAAACAUAGAUAAAGAUUACCUUCCCGAGACAGUAUACAAUAAAGCAUCACGCAAAAUACGAGAAAAUCCGUUGGUACCAAUAGGAGCCAUUGCAACUACAGUAGCUUUGUCUGUAGGAUUGUUCAACUUUUAUCAUGGAAGAACACAAAUGCAACAAUAUAUGAUGCGCGCACGUGUUGGUGCUCAAGCAUUUACCAUUGUAUGUAUGGUUGCUGGAUUAAUUUUAUUACCUAAAGGAGACAAAUAAAAUAACAAGUAAUGUUAACUCACAAUAUGUAAUGUUAAUGUUUGUUUAGUAUAGUAGGAAAUAUUUGUAUAAUUGUAUAUACUGUGUACCUAAUAUAUAUCAAUGUACAAUAUUUUUUAAUAUCUAUGAAAUAGAUAUUUCAUACUGUUAGAGAUGCUAUUUAAUAAAGUAACAU
Messenger RNA from Harpegnathos saltator (Jerdon's jumping ant), 566 nucleotides. RefSeq names its product HIG1 domain family member 2A, mitochondrial. The transcript has 2 exons. The coding region runs from base 95 to 391 and encodes 98 amino acids. Gene Ontology annotation, biological process: mitochondrial respirasome assembly. The record is from RefSeq and is a predicted model, not a curated record. Gene Ontology annotation, cellular component: mitochondrion. Lineage: Eukaryota; Metazoa; Arthropoda; Insecta; Hymenoptera; Formicidae.